CCGGGGGAUCCCGAAGGGCCCUACAUGAGGCGGCACUGCUCCCCACUCACCCCCCCCGGCAGCUCCAGGUUGAAUCCGGGGGGCUGUGGGGGCACAGCGGGGUCACCCCCAAUCUCUGGGGUCACCCCUAAUCUGUGGGGUCACCCUGAAUCUGUGGGGUCACCCCCAAUCUCUGGGGUCACCCUGAAUCUCUGGGGUCACCCUGAAUCUGUGGGGUCACCCCAAAUCUGUGGGGUCACCCCAAACCCAUGGGGUCAUCCCAAAUCUGUGGGGUCAUCCCGAAUCUGUGGGGUCACCCUGAAUCUCUGGGGUCACCCCAAACCCAUGGGGUCAUCCCGAAUCUGUGGGGUCACCCCAAAUCUGUGGGGUCACCCCAAACCCAUGGGGUCAUCCCGAAUCACUGGGGUCACCCCAAAUCUGUGGGGUCAACCCGAAUCUGUGGGGUCACCCCGAAUCUGUGGGGUCACCCUGAAUCUCUGGGGUCACCCCAAACCCAUGGGGUCAUCCCGAAUCUCUGGGGUCACCCCGAAUCUGUGGGGUCACCCCAAAUCUGUGGGGUCACCCCGAAUCUCUGGGAUCACCCCGAAUCUGUGGGGUCACCCUGAAUCUCUGGGGUCACCCCGAAUCUCUGGGGUCAUCCCAAAUCUGUGGGGUCAUCCCGAAUCUGUGGGGUCAUCCCGAAUCUGUGGGGUCACCCCGAAUCUGUGGGGUCACCCCGAAUCUGUGGGGUUACCCCGAAUUUCUGGGAUCACCCCGAAUCUGUGGGGUCACCCUGAAUCUCUGGGGUCACCCCGAAUCUCUGGGGUCACCCCAAACCCAUGGGGUAAUCCCAAUUCUCUGGGGUCACCCCAAACCCAUGGGGUAAUCCCAAUUCUCUGGGGUCACCCCAAAUCUCUGGGAUCACCCCAAUUCUUAUGGGAUCACCCCAGUUCUUAUGGGAUCACCCCAAUUCUUAUGGGAUCACCCCAGUUCUUAUGGGAUCACCCCAAUUCUUGUGGGGUCACCCCAGUUCUUGUGGGGUCACCCCAAUUCUCUGGGAUUGCCCCAAAGCGUUGGGGUGACCCCAAAUCCUUGUAGGGCGCUGUCCCCAAAC
Cyanistes caeruleus (blue tit) is the source of this 1093-nucleotide messenger RNA. The record is from RefSeq and is a predicted model, not a curated record. Lineage: Eukaryota; Metazoa; Chordata; Aves; Passeriformes; Paridae.